AUCGCUUUUCCGCCUCUCGUUCCUCAAUCCUCAUCCUCAUAUGCAUUCCACACCCAUCACCUGUUCGAUCUCCUGUCCGUGAGAGCUCCGCCGAGGAGUGAUGCCCCUUGCCGUCCUCUCCCCUCCUCCUUCCGCAUCCGCAGCCGCCUUUUCUCCCCGCUCCCUCCACGGUCCCCGACCCUCCGCCUCCCAUCGCCUCCUCCUACUACUCGGCCGAUGGACCUCGCCUCUCGUCGCCGCAAGCCCUAACCCUAGCUCCUCAUUCGCCGCGAGAGCUUAUUCCGACGGGAAGGACGGCGACGCCAGGGGCACGGAGGAGUCGAGCCCAAGCCUACUGAGCGAGGAGUUGCUUAGGCGGGUCUCCGCCGCUAAGGACGCUGAUCAAGCUUUAGAUAUCGUAGCGGAAGCACGAGAAAGUGGGGGUUCUUCCGUUGUCGGAAUUGAUGACUGUCGAGUGAUUAUUGAGGCAGCUUUCGACAGGGGCGAUGCGGAUCUUGCCCUCUCCGUGUUCGGUGCUAUGCGUUCAGGUUUCGAUCCAGGUAUGUUGGAUAAGAUUUCAACAGUAGAGAGGUGGACUUGGGCGAGACCAGAUGUACGCAUUUACGCAUUGAUGGUUCAGCGGCUAGCAGCAUUGCUACGAGUUUCUGAUGCGAUGAGGAUAAUUGCGGAUGUUUCUCGGAUGGGUGUAUCUUCUGGGGAGGAGGUUCCAUUCGGAAUGGUUGUCAGAUGUCCAAGCUGUAUGGUAGCAGUUGCUGUUGUACAGCCACAACAUGGUGUACAGUCUGCAUCUUGUUCCCAAUGUCGUUACCAGUAUGAGCUUGUUUCAGGCAACAUCAUCAACAUUGAGUCAGAAGAGAUCAGCGUUGACAUUUCACCAUGGGAGAAGGCUUUGAGAUUCCUACAGAUAAACAAAGACAGCAUUCCUGCUGCUCUGCACUCCAUUGUGAUUUGCACUCCUUCUGGUAUUGCUCGCACACAUAAGUUUGCUACUCAGACUGUCGAACUUCCUGCCCAAGAAGGAGAACGAGUUACCAUUUCCUUAGCAGCCCCACCAACUAUUUACAAAAAUAUUGGUCCAUUCAAGUUGAACACUCGACCUCCAGGAUUCAGCUCAGGAGAGCCAAUGUGUCUAACAAAUCAUAUUAAUGGAAAGAUGUCUCGGUUGCUAAGAACUCCAGCCAAGAAUGGCUCUUCAUUUUUCAUUAAUCCAUAUAUCCUGCUUCCUUCGCUUGCUCUGCUGUCUAGUGGAGAUGCUAUGUCUGCAAUUAUUGACCCCAGCCUUCCCAGACUCAUUGCAGCAGCUGCUGUUGCAUCGGUUGCUCUAGAAACUACCAUGAACAGAUUAGUUCUUCCUGAAAUGCGCAAGCUUCCUCAAAGGACGGUAGAUGUUGUUGCUCUCAAGCAGCAGCUUUUAUCUCAAUAUGAUCUUCUUCAGGCUCGAAUUAAAGAGCUUCGGCAGGCGGCUGAAAAAGAGGUUUGGAUGUUGGCGCGAAUGUGCCAGUUAGAAAACAAAAUUGUAGCCAUCGGGGAACCUUCUUAUCGUGCUCGUCGAAGUAGAGUUAAAAGGGUGCAGAGAAGCUUGGAAGGUUCCCUUUCAGGGAGGAUUGAGCUGAUUGACAGCUAUGCAAAAAUAUCUUCGAUGAUUGAAAUUGAAGUGGAAAUGGAUUCUGAUGUUCUUGCCGCUGAAGCAGUGAGCAAUGCAGAGAGCAUCGCACAACAGAUACAACAGAUUAUGGAGAUAGAAAAUCUUGAAGAGCGAUGGCGUCUACAAGCUGAGGCAAAUGACGAAGUGGAAAGGCUUCUUGGCUCUCAAGAAACAUAUACAGAACUUGUGUAAUCGUAUUCUGUGUCAGAUUAUGGUAAAUCAUCGUUGGUAGCUGCGUAGCUCAUGCUGCAAUUGCAAUUGUCAGCAACACAGGAGGAUGAGAUGAUCCCUUAUUAACGAGAUUCUUUAGGUGAAACUUAAGGGAACCCUUCACCUCAAAGUUCAAUGUACUAAGCCUUGCACAUAGAAUUCAGGUCAGUUUGUUCCAAGAGCUGUGCAUCUUAAUUUGAUUUGGGACCCCGUUAGUUGUGAUUUCUUGCAACAAUGGCGUGUUCUUUUAUGUUAUUUGCACUUUUUGUGAGCACUAAAUUCAAAUUUAGGUGUCAGAAAAGGAAAGAUUUAAAAAAAUGCCCUUCCUAAUUUUGUAACUGUCAAAGUGCCCCUGAUGAGUUUUAUAACUGUUGGUACUUCACCUUCUUGUAUUACAUCACUUCCAGCAAGUAAAAUAUCAACGUCAUUAGUUAGGGGUAAAA
Messenger RNA from Zingiber officinale, 2298 nucleotides. RefSeq lists its product as uncharacterized. NCBI's taxonomy places the organism in Eukaryota, Viridiplantae, Streptophyta, Magnoliopsida, Zingiberales, Zingiberaceae. The transcript is spliced from 13 exons. The record is from RefSeq and is a predicted model, not a curated record. Bases 101 to 1837 code for a protein of 578 amino acids.